This is a messenger RNA of Plasmodium yoelii, 2763 nucleotides long. RefSeq names its product U3 small nucleolar RNA-associated protein 14, putative. The record is from RefSeq and is a predicted model, not a curated record. Gene Ontology annotation, cellular component: nucleolus; small-subunit processome. Lineage: Eukaryota; Apicomplexa; Aconoidasida; Haemosporida; Plasmodiidae. The transcript has 3 exons. Gene Ontology annotation, biological process: rRNA processing. The coding region runs from base 1 to 2763 and encodes 920 amino acids.
AUGAAUAACAGUGAUAUACAAGGAAAUAAGGUGAAGAAUUAUGUAGAAAUGGAAGAUUUGUCCAUAAAAAAAAAAAAAAAAAAAAAUGAAAACUUCCAAAAUUUUGAAAAAAAAAAAAAAUGGAAAAGAAGUAAUAAAGCAAAUAAAACUGGUGAUAAAAAAACAAUAAAAAAGAAAAAGGAAAAAAAAAAAAAAAUGAUAUUUCAGAAGAAGAAAAUAGUACCAUUGAUAAUCCUCAACACUUUAGUGAUACUUAUUCUAAUUCGAGUUUUAUUUACGAAAAAAAAAAUAAAAAAAAAAAAAAAAAAAAUAACAUAUGAUGAUGAAGAAAAUCAAUAUGCAUCCACAAAAUUUAUAAGCUUUUUAAAGGAUUAUAAUGAAAAUGAUGGGGAAAAAAAAAAUAGUAAAAAAAAUAAAAAAAAUAAUAAAACAAAUAAAACAAAUAAAACAAAUAUGGAUAAUGCAGAAAGCGUAGAAUCGGGAAAUGAUGAUGAUAAUGAUGAUGAUAAUGAUGAUGAUGAUAAUAGUGUAUACAAUUAUCUCCCACAAAAUAAUGAUAUAUAUAAAAUAAAUGGAAAUGGGGAAACUUUAGAUAUUACAGAUUUGAUUGGGUCUGGUGAUAACAUUUUGGAAAAGAAUAUUGUUAAGGAUAUAUAUUCGUUAAAAUAUGAUAAAAAAGAUAAAAAUCGACAUAUAUCUGUUUUAGAAGAACAAAAAAUAAAUUCCCAAAUGACAUAUAUAAAAAAUGUCCAAAAUUUAAAUAGAAUAAACAAGUCAUAUAAUGUUAUACAAAACUCAUGGAGAGUAAUGUUUGGAAAAAAUAAAGAUGAUAAUAAUAUAAAUUCAGAGGAAUAUAUUAACAAAAAUUUACUUAAAAGGCAUAAUAAUUUAAGUGCUAAAAAUGUGGAAAAAGGUGCGGAAAAAAAUGUUGAAAAAAAUGUUGAAAAAAAUGUGGAAAAAAGUGUGGAUGCGGAAAAAAGUGUGGAUGCGGAAAAAAGUGCGGAUGUGGAGAAGAGUGCAGAAAAAAACGUGUUUAAUUUUGAAGAAGAGAUGAAAAAGAAUUUAGAAAAAUCUAAAAUGCUUAUUGUUUCAGAUGAUAUAUUAAAAAAUAGAAAAGAAAAAAAAAGAGAGCAAUCUAAAAAAAUAUCACAACUAAAAUAUUUAUUAGCUAUGGAACGAAAAAAACACGCAUUGAGAAAACAUAUUAAAUCAAAAUCAUAUAGAAAAUAUUUAAGAAUUAAAGAAAAAAAAGAACAUGAAAAAAUGUGGGAUAAAUUAUAUUCUGAACAUCCUGAAUUAGCAAUAAAUAUUAGAAAUUAUGAAGAUGAAUAUGCUAAAAAAAGAAAUGUAAUAAAUAAUGUAAAAAAAAAAAGAAAAAUUUUUAAUCUUCUUAAUAGAUAUAAAAAUGAAGAAUUAAAAAAGGAAAUGUUAAAAUCAUUUCAAAUAGAUAAAGAAGAAAAAAAUAUGCUUAAAAAAAUUGUACAAAAAACAGCUAUUCAACAAGAUAUUGGAGAAGACGAAUAUUCCUUUGGCAAUGCUAAUUCAAAAUAUCAAGAAAUCGAAAAUAACACAAUAUCUAAUAAUAGUGAAACUGAUGAACAAAAUGAAGAAGAUAGUAUUGAUAUCGAAAAUGAAAGAGCAAAAAAUGUUAAAAAAGAAUUGAAAAAAAGAAAUUUAUUAAGAUUUUCUUUUAUGAAAAAUGCAGAAGAAAAAAAAAAAAAUGAUCAAAUUUAUAAAAAAAGAAAACAGCUACUAGAAAAGGCAGAAAAUAAGACAGACGAAAAUGAUUCUUUAUUAAAUUCUUCAGAUGAUGAAAAUAGCCAAAAUAGCCAAAAUGGCCAAAAUGAACUUUCGCUAGUUGAAGAUACUGAAAUAUCAAAGUUAAGCUCCAAACAAGUUGAAAAAGCUAAAUUACAAUUAAAAGAAGAUAUCGAUUUAGGAAAUAUGUUACGAAAAAAUGCUGUGUUAAAUACGAACAAUAUUAUAAAUCUCGAUUUUGAAAUAAACGAAAAUGAAAUUGAGGAACCAGAUGCUAAGGAUGUAGAAAAUAAUAACACAGAAGAAAAGGACGAUGAAAAAACAAAUAGUGAAAAGGAUACGACAGACGAAAAAAAAGACGAAAAAAAAGGCGAAAAAAAAGGCGAAAAAAAAGGCGAAAAAAAAAAUAAUAAAAAGGAUAUGAUAGACGAAAAACAAAUCAACGAUCUCGUAGAUAUCGAUAAAAUAAAUGAUGAAGACGUUUUGAAACAAUAUGGAGAAAAACUAACUGUAUAUAAUUUUGAAAAUAAUAUUUAUGAGGAUUAUAUAAAUAUAAAUGAUACUAUUAAUAAUAGAGAAGAUGAAGAAUUAUUCGAAUUAAGUGACAGUGAAAAAAUAACAGGAGAAGAACUAAACGUAAAUGAAUGGUGUAAUUAUAAUACAUUGAUAGAAAGAGAACAAAAUAUAAUUAAAAAAGAAAAAGAAAUUAUUGAAAAAAAAAAAAAUAUGCCAUUACAUACUAUAAAUGUUCUUAAUAAAAAAGAUAAAAAAUUUGAUGUAUAUUAUGUAGAUAAAAUACCAUAUCCAUAUGAAAAAAAUGAAUAUGAAAAAUCAUUAAAUAUAAAUAUAAAUAAAGAGGUUAAUGAUAUUUCUACAUUUAACAAAUUAAUAGCACCACAAGUGACAAAUAAAGUUGGAAAUAUUAUUUCUCCAUUAGUUCAUAAUCCAUUUGAAAUUGCAAGUAUAUUAACUUUAAGGAAAAAAAAAAAUAAGGCAAAAUUGUGA